GUAACUUUCUCAUAGCCGUCACACCCUCCAUCGCCGAUAGACAACUUACAUCCACACCUUCACACCCACCAUGUUGCUCUUCUGCCCAACAUGCAGCAACAUGCUGCGCGUCUCACGCGUCCCCCCAGGAGACCCGACAAUCGAGCAAUACGUGGGCCAAAACCGCUUCGAGUGCCUAACCUGUCCGUACCACUUCGUGAUAAACAAGCGCUACUACGAGCGCAAGUACCUGAAGAAGAAGGAAGUCGAGGAUAUUCUGGGCGGGAAGGGCGCGUGGGAUAAUGUGGAUAAGACGGAAGUGCAAUGCCCCAAUGAAAAGUGCCGCAACGACCAAGCGUACUGGUACCAGCUGCAGAUUCGCAGUGCGGACGAGCCGAUGACUGCGUUCUACAAGUGCACAAAGUGCGCCAAGGAGUGGCGCGAGUAGGCCACAUGGAGGAAGGAACUUGCAUACAAGGAGUUUUCGGAGCAGAAACACUGCAUUUGAUUUGGAAAUACCCCGGUUGUCUUACUCUUACAAUACCAACCCCUGCGUUUACG
Messenger RNA from Macroventuria anomochaeta, 540 nucleotides. RefSeq lists its product as uncharacterized. The transcript is spliced from 3 exons. Gene Ontology annotation, molecular function: zinc ion binding; DNA-directed RNA polymerase activity; nucleic acid binding. Gene Ontology annotation, biological process: termination of RNA polymerase III transcription; DNA-templated transcription. Gene Ontology annotation, cellular component: RNA polymerase III complex. The record is from RefSeq and is a predicted model, not a curated record. Bases 71 to 427 code for a protein of 118 amino acids. NCBI's taxonomy places the organism in Eukaryota, Fungi, Ascomycota, Dothideomycetes, Pleosporales, Didymellaceae.